Molecule: messenger RNA, 1068 nt
Organism: Daldinia vernicosa
Lineage: Eukaryota; Fungi; Ascomycota; Sordariomycetes; Xylariales; Hypoxylaceae
Exons: 2
Coding region: 1-921 (306 amino acids)
Source: RefSeq, a predicted model, not a curated record
AUGAGCAAAGAUGAGAUGGAUAAGAUGCCUGUCGAUGAAAAGACUGCCUACAGGCCGCAGUUUGGCCACUUAGGAAUUCCAGGAGCUUUCGUUGGCAGUAUAGAAUACUGCAGUGACCAGCUUCUUGACCUCACAGAUGUGAAGCAACUCAAGUCGCUCUUAAGCCAAUGGUUUUAUACAAAACAUAAAUCCGACAUCACUCAAACUGAUAUAGGCACACUAAGGACUCUAGUUUUUUAUUUAAAAUUUGUUUCUGGGGAGUUUAAAAGACUCGAAGGCGUAGAUGAAACACAUCUACAGGCGUGGUUUGAAGCCAAAACAUCAUCAGAUAACCAGGUCUAUCAAGAUAUAUUAGGUUUCAAUUAUGUAUUGAAGUUCAUGUCUGCUAGGCGACGUUUCUUCUUGACUCAUAGCAUUGCUUUGAGAUGGGGACCCGAUGGCCUAAAAGCUUACGACGAAGUAUACGUUCUACCCGGCGGCAAGACCCCUUACGUACUUCGAAGAGUCUCUUGGACGAUACGGGAGCACACUAGGCGACAGCAGCUAUUGGAGCGAUGGGCACGACGGGCACGACGGGGUAGGGAAGCAAUAAGGGAAAUGGAAAUGAUCGGUGACUGUUAUGUUCACGGUGCUAUGGAUGGAGAAUGUCUCAAUCUUUCAAAUAUGAAUGGUCAAGCAACUAUAAUUGUUCAAGAGGACUGCAUGCACGAAUUGUUCGAAAUCGAACGCUUGUUUAAACGAAAAUUCGACGACAUUCUAAGUGAAUAUGUACCCGAUAUUCGUGAGCGUUUAAACGAAGGAAUUUCCGAUACUCUGGGGAGAUGCGCGGGUUACGAUUGUCAAACGAGCCUGGCGAUCUGGAUCGUGCAUAAAAUGUUGGGUGCUUACGGGCGUUUUACUUUGCUAUGGGUUCUUCACUAAUACUGGACUCCUGGAGGUAUUUGCCAUGUGACCUUCUGGUGUACUUUAGGGCGACUCUUUUAUCAAGCGGCACUUUUUUCUACAUGAUUGUAAUCCUUAUUAUUUGUGGUAUACAUUAGGUACCUACCUAGGUAGUUGGUAUAUAAG